This is a messenger RNA of Bursaphelenchus xylophilus (pine wood nematode), 1108 nucleotides long. NCBI's taxonomy places the organism in Eukaryota, Metazoa, Nematoda, Chromadorea, Rhabditida, Aphelenchoididae. The record is from the annotation of a GenBank genome assembly.
AUGGCUUUGAGAUGUCAAUAUGAAAAUUCCAGCGACGUCGCUGUCUUUUGUAAACUUACAAAUGCAUACUGCUUGGUCGGGAUUGGAGGAACGUCGCAUUUCUACAGGUGAGUGUUUAUUAUUCUUUGUGUUUCGGGUUUAGGAAGAUGAGUCAUGAAUAACAUAAAAAAAGUGUUCGGACUCUUUGAAAUUAUGGCUUCAUGAGCUUUCUAAAGGAUAUUGAGGGUGUUUCGGUUACGAGGUUUUUGUUGGCGUCUCUUUUUGGAGCUCUGUUUGGGAUGUUCAUCGGUUAUUAUGAAUAAUGUCGGAAAGUGACAAAAUUAUUGAAAUUGUGGUUUUAUUAGCUAGCGGAAAGGAUUUUAUAGUUUUUUUUGGCUAGAUACUUCUAUCUUCGACUCUUUUUUUAAGAGCUAUUUACAAAAAAGAUCAGCGUUCUCAUGAAUAAUAUAAUUUCCACUCUAAUUGUUUGUUUUCUAGUAUUGUCGAAGCCGAAUUGGCCGAUGUGAUCCCCGUAAUCCACUGCACAAUCGCCGGAACCUCCAUUGUUGGACGGGUUUGCGCUGGAAACCGUCAUGGUCUCCUUGUUCCAGAUGCCACCACAGACAAUGAACUCCAACAUCUCCGGAAUUCCCUCCCCGAUUCUGUGACCAUUCGAAGGGUGAACGAACGUCUCUCAGCCCUCGGAAAUGUAAUCUCCUGCAAUGAUCACGUUGCAAUUGUUCAUGCUGAUGUCGGAAAAGAGCUGGAGGAGGCGUUGAAGGAGGUCUUGAAGGUCGAAGUUUUCCGAAUGAACCUUGGAGAGCACGCACUUGUUGGAUCCUACUCUUGUGUCACGUCUAAUGGAGCUUUGGUCGCCGCGAAAACACCCCCACAAACUCAACGGGAAUUGGCCUCACUUCUUCAGGUCCCAGUUGUCGCCGGAACAGUGAAUCGAGGCUCGGAAUUGGUCGGAGCCGGCGUCUGUGCCAAUGAUUGGAUGGCAAUUUGCGGGUUGAACACAACCUCAGCCGAGCUCUCAGUCAUCGAGUCCAUCUUCAAACUGGGAGAUCAAAAUCCAUCCGCCAUUUCGAAGGAACUCCGAGACACACUCAUUGAGAGCAUGUUAUAG